This is a messenger RNA of Melanotaenia boesemani (Boeseman's rainbowfish), 2305 nucleotides long. RefSeq names its product gamma-aminobutyric acid type A receptor subunit alpha6a (gene gabra6a). Gene Ontology annotation, cellular component: dendrite membrane; neuron projection; GABA-A receptor complex. The record is from RefSeq and is a predicted model, not a curated record. Gene Ontology annotation, molecular function: inhibitory extracellular ligand-gated monoatomic ion channel activity; GABA-gated chloride ion channel activity; benzodiazepine receptor activity. Bases 119 to 1459 code for a protein of 446 amino acids. The transcript has 11 exons. Gene Ontology annotation, biological process: synaptic transmission, GABAergic; signal transduction; regulation of postsynaptic membrane potential. Lineage: Eukaryota; Metazoa; Chordata; Actinopteri; Atheriniformes; Melanotaeniidae.
CGCUUCUCUCCUCGAAGUGUACCGACAUGCUGCACCUUUACACCGGCUGACAGAUGGGCUAACGCCAGCUUUCUUAUAACAGAUAAGUGACCGAAAUUUCAGACAUCAGCUGCCAAGAAUGGCCGUAGCCUCUUUAACUUCAAUUGUUUUUUUCUGCUGGAUUAGCUUAGGUAAUGUAUAUGGAGAUGAAAAGGUAUACUCUGACAAUAUUACGCGCAUUUUGGACAGACUUUUGGAUGGUUAUGACAACAGAUUGCGACCUGGUUCUGGAGGUGGUGUUACAGAGGUGAAAACAGACAUAUUUGUCACCAGCUUUGGACCUGUUUCAGAUGUUGAAAUGGAGUACACAAUGGAUAUGUUCUUCCGUCAAAUGUGGGUUGAUGAGCGGCUAAAAUUUGAGGGGCCCAUUGAAAUCCUGCGUCUGAAUAAUCGCAUGGUGGAUAAGAUCUGGACGCCAGACACUUUCUUUAGAAACUCCAAGAAAUCCAUUUCCCACAAUAUGACCACACCCAACAAGCUCUUCCGCAUUAUGCAGAAUGGGACUGUCCUCUACACCAUGAGACUGACAAUUAGUGCAGAGUGUCCAAUGAGGCUGAUGGAUUUCCCCAUGGAUGGUCAUUCUUGUCCUCUUAGGUUUGGUAGUUAUGCGUACACCAGCAGUGAAAUUAUUUUCACUUGGAAGAAGGGGCUAAUAGCUUCCGUUGAGUGCCCCAAAGAAUCAAUGAGUCUUCUUCAGUAUGAUCUAGUGGGACAGACUUUAUCAAGUGAGAUAUUAAAGUCAAACACAGGUCACUACUCCACGCAGGUGGUCCAUUUCCAUCUCCAGAGAAAGCUCGGUUACUACCUCAUACAGACUUAUAUCCCUCUUAUAAUGGUUGUUGUAUUGUCACAAGUCUCAUUUUGGAUCAACAAAGAAUCUGUUCCCGCUCGCACAGUUGCUGGCAUCACCACAGUGCUGACCAUGACCACUUUAAGCAUGAGCGCACGACAGUCUUUGCCCAAAGUAGCCUAUGCAACGGCCAUGGAUUGGUUUAUUGCUGUGUGUUUUGCCUUUGUUGCAUCGGCUCUAGUUGAAUUUGCAGCAGUAAACUACUUCGCUACCUUGCAGGCCAACCGUCUGAAGAAACUGAGAGCCAGACAAGACAGGCUGGAGGUAUUGGCUGCUGGUAGCGAGGAUGAUGACACGAUUUCGUCGGACAGCAGCCCACAGGAAGGCCUGAAAAGGAGAAACCACUCAGUGAGCUGCAGUGAGCCAGGAGAUAUUCCGCCUAUGUCGAAUUUCCUCCAGCAAGGUUCAGCUUUUCCACAAAUCCCACAGCUGGCUGGGACCAGUCCCAUUGACAUGUAUGCCCGCAUCCUCUUCCCUCUGACAUUCGCUCUUUUCAACCUUGUCUAUUGGUACAUCUACCUGGUCAAGGACACCAUGGAGAGGGCCAGGGAUUUGGAUCUUGAAAACUAAGAAGACUUGGAGAGGGGGCACGUGCAGCCUGAGAGAGCAGCCAGCCUCACCUCACACUCCCUUCUCCAUGAGCAAGCUCUCAUCAUUCACUGUGCUCUCAUCUGACAGAGGAAAUGAAUCAGAAACUCAUUUAUUCUCCGGCUGCCUAUCUAUUCAAUUCACAGGCUGUGACCACUGCCCACUUGUGUUCUGAUCAGUUACUGACAAGCUGCUCUUCACAAGGCCUCAUCCACUUUAAACUACACCACAUAAAAUAAUAACUUCUUACGCUGAGACAGUCACCACACACAAGCAGGAUGCUCAGACACACAAACUAGAAAACACAUCAAAAAGAUGGGGAUGAUAUAAUCUAUGAUGGCUGUAACUGCUGGUGAUGCAACAGUGAACCAAUGCUUUUAGAAGCCUGCCCUCUACAGAAGCACAGCUCCCACUACAACAAGAUCAAAGACAGUUUAGAAGAGGCUUGCAUCCCUCUUUGCAGCUUCAAAAAUUUGUUCAAACCUAAGAAAAUGAAUUGUAGGACUGUAUUUUCCAUCCCACCUUUCUGCUCUGUGCUCCCCUUGCAGUUUCUGGUGUAUUGCAGGUAAUCUGGAAACAGUGGAGGGAAGAGUGGAAUAUGAUACCCAUGAAUGUUGAUUUGUAUUUAUGUUCUAUUUUUGUGAUGUUAGUGCAUAAUUGUUGGAAAAAGAUGCUUGAGUAUGAAAAGUGUUCUUUUAUUAGGGUUUUAAAUUUUUUUUAGUUACUUCACAUAUUGAGUAAAACCAAAACAGAUGAAAGAAACUUGCUCUUAACUUAAGGUUAAAACGAGCCAUGCAUCCCAUUGUUUGACCUUGUCAGGAUAUAUUC